AAAAUCAAACAUAAUUGCCCAUCACGCUUUCAUCCACAUACGCACCACCGUUGUUGAGGUGAGACGAAAGGUAGGGUUUUCGGAUAGAGGGGCGAACGGUGCAAUGUCUGCAAUCGACAGUGACAGGGAAAAAUUCUUGGCGUGGAAGGUAAAGUGGGGCAAAGAUUACGCUACCAAAGAAGAGGAUGAAAGUAGAUUCCAAACCUUCAAACAGAACCUCCGUGAAAUAGAGGCUUUUAAUAGUAGAAGCUCAGCACGUUGGUGGAAGGGUUUGAACAUGUUCUCGGACCUGACUGAUGAGCAGUUCAAGACAGAAUUCCUCGGAUGCAAACAUCCUACCAUGUAUAAAGAUGUCGGGGAUGACGAGGUCAUGUGCUGGGGAAGUUCAAGUGAUGAUGAAGAAGAUACCGAAGAGGGGCAUGCUGCUGUCAAAUGCCAAGGUCCUGCAGCACCUCCAAAGGAAGCUACACUGCCUGAAGAACCUAAACCAAAGAGGCCUAGGCUUGAUGAUUCUUUGCUUGUUCCUGAGGAUCAGUUCUUGACUCAACAUCCGAGAGGGGCGAACGGUGCAAUGUCUGCAAUCGACAGUGACAGGGAAAAAUUCUUGGCGUGGAAGGUAAAGUGGGGCAAAGAUUACGCUACCAAAGAAGAGGAUGAAAGUAGAUUCCAAACCUUCAAACAGAACCUCCGUGAAAUAGAGGCUUUUAAUAGUAGAAGCUCAGCACGUUGGUGGAAGGGUUUGAACAUGUUCUCGGACCUGACUGAUGAGCAGUUCAAGACAGAAUUCCUCGGAUGCAAACAUCCUACCAUGUAUAAAGAUGUCGGGGGUGACGAGGUCAUGUGCUGGGGAAGUUCAAGUGAUGAUGAAGAAGAAGAAGAAGAUACCAAAGAGGGGUAUGCUACAGUCAAACGCCAAAGUGAUGGCCGAAAAGUAGAAUGUUGCAGUGCCUGUGGAACUGGAGCCUGAAAAUGAAGAAUCACAUGGUUUUACAAUGUGUAGUUUGCUUUUAACUUUUGGUUUUCAAGAAUGGCUGACCUGUUACGAAAUGAUGAAUUAGCGGACUUAAAAGUAUUCUAACAACUGGUGUAUGGGUCAACAUCCUUGAUAUGUUGACUAGUUGAUUUGAGCUGAUCACUCA
Helianthus annuus (common sunflower) is the source of this 1139-nucleotide messenger RNA. RefSeq lists its product as uncharacterized. The transcript has 7 exons. The record is from RefSeq and is a predicted model, not a curated record. NCBI's taxonomy places the organism in Eukaryota, Viridiplantae, Streptophyta, Magnoliopsida, Asterales, Asteraceae. The coding region runs from base 104 to 967 and encodes 287 amino acids.